Messenger RNA from Micropterus salmoides (largemouth bass), 2994 nucleotides. Its product is annotated as ETS translocation variant 5-like. The coding region runs from base 141 to 1658 and encodes 505 amino acids. Lineage: Eukaryota; Metazoa; Chordata; Actinopteri; Centrarchiformes; Centrarchidae. Gene Ontology annotation, molecular function: sequence-specific DNA binding; DNA-binding transcription factor activity, RNA polymerase II-specific. The transcript is spliced from 13 exons. The record is from RefSeq and is a predicted model, not a curated record. Gene Ontology annotation, biological process: cell differentiation; regulation of transcription by RNA polymerase II. Gene Ontology annotation, cellular component: nucleus.
UCCAGCUAUCACAGCUCUUGAUUGAGAAAAAUCCACAGCCGAGUUUUUAUUUGAGGAGCUGCAGGGGAUGUAGGGGAGGAAUUCUGCGUCGUUUUUCAAUCUGCAAAGAGACUUCCCUUAUCAAGGUGAAGACCAGCGACAUGGACGGCUUCUAUGACCAGCAGGUCCCUUUUGUGGUCCCUGAGAGUAAAUGUCACACAGAGGGAGCAGAGAGAUGUCUCAGCGACCGGAAGAGGAAGUUCAUGGACACAGAGCUGGCUCAGGACACAGAAGAGCUCUUUCAAGAUCUGAUUCAGCUCCAGGAAAUAUGGAUCGCAGAAGCUCAGGUUCCUGAUGACGAGCAGUUUGUCCCAGAUUUCCAGUCCAAUAACUUGAUGUUUCAUGGUACACCUGCAAGCAAAGUGAAGCGAGAGCCCAGUCCAUCUGAAGACCUGUCUCCCUGCAGGACACCUCACGCUGACAUGUGCCUUUAUAGUUACAGUGCCUGCGACAACAAGCCAGCUGGGCUCAGAGCUCCGACUCCAGCCUCCACACCAGUGCAGUGUGGCUCCACCCAUCCUGCUGGACCUCCACCCAUACAGAGGCAGUUACAACCUCCGGCCCCACAGCUGACCAGUAACUGCCCCCCGAGCCACGUUCCUGCCCUGAGCCCCUCCCACCGCCACCCGCUCCCACAGGCCAGCCACAGCCAGCAGUUUGCUCUGCCUCAUCCCGCCAUCAGCUGCCCCAGCGCAUCUUUCAGCACAGAACAACGGUUUCAGCGGCAGAUGUCAGAGCCCUGCUUGUCUUUUCUCGCUCCGGAGAAACCCGUGAACACGCCGUACCAACCCGCGAGCCGUGAUGGCCGACCGCUGUACCAGCGCCACCUUUCAGAGCCCCUGGUCCCCCACGGCCCCCGAGUUUUCAAACAGGAGCUGUUGGAUCCACAAUACCCAGAGCCAGGACCACAUGGUCCAGGUCUGGCCCGGCACCAGACCGCCUUCAACCAUGUCACGAUCAAACAAGAGCCAAGAGACUUUGGCUUUGACUCAGAAGUUCAAACCUGCCACUCGUCCUCAUUUGGGAAGUCUUCAGUCAUGUACCAGAAUAACAAUGCCAGGUUUGGUCAUGACAGAGAGCCACGUUUGUACUAUGACGACACAUGUGUUGUGCCAGAAAGACUGGAAGCAGGUAAAGUGAAGCAGGAGGGUUUGCCGUACCAGCGCCGCGGCUCCCUGCAGCUCUGGCAGUUCCUGCUCACGCUGCUGGACAACCCGGCCAACGCACACCUGAUCGUCUGGACGGGACGCAACAUGGAGUUUAAACUAAUCGAUCCUGAAGAGGUGGCUCGACUCUGGGGGCUCCAGAAGAAUCGACCGGCCAUGAAUUACGACAAGCUGAGCCGCUCGCUGAGGUACUACUACGAGAAGGGCAUCAUGCAGAAGGUGGCUGGGGAAAGGUAUGUCUACAAGUUCGUAUGCAACCCCGAGGCGCUCUUCUCCAUGGCUUUCCCAGACAACCAGAGGCCAAGUCUGAAGGCUGACCCAGAUACCACCCAGCCUUCAGGCGAGGAGGACGGCCUCCCCCUGCCCGGCUAUGAAGAGGAGGGCCCGUACCUGGCGGAAGGAGGGGAGCAGUGCAUCCAGGGACUGGCUUUCCCUGACAGCUACCCAUACUAGACUCCACAGCCUGGCAGCUGGAGGAGAACUGACUGAGCAGUGUUUACCCGCAUCACGUACGUCACGGAAAAGAUGAAUAUAUCAGAUAACUUUUUUAUCGAAAGUGUCUUUUUUUGCCUAAAGUUUUGUUUGCAAAUUUAUGAUUCAGCCUGAAGUUAAAAAAAUAAGAGAAUCUUUGAGACUGUUAAUUUGAACUUUCACCCUCAGCAAAACUCUUUGUCCAAAACUAUUGUAGAUCUGAAUUUUUUUUUUUUUUUUUUUUUUGUUACAAUGAGUUAGGAGCACUGUUGGCCAAAAUCUUUUAUAAAAAUUGAAAGUUUCAAGAAUAAAGUUGUAAUAUUUUGAGAAAAACAUUAUGUCACAAAAAAGUCCUAAAGAUUUAAGAUAAAAGUCAUAGUUUUACAAGCAAAUGUCAUUAUGGGGGAAAGGUGAUGUUUUGAAAAAAAUGUCAUAAAAUGACAAGAAAUGGUCUUAACAGUUUAAAAUUACGUUGGAAAACUAAAGUUGUAAGUUUUCGAGGACAGAAGUUGUAAUUUUACAAGAAUUUUUAAAAAGUACACAUUUUCACAAUAUUACUUUUUUUUUUGUAGUAAUUACAUUUUUACACCCAUAACAUUACAACUUUUUUGUCAAUGUUUCAGUUUUAUUCUAAAGAAUCCAUGUCACAGUCACCCAAAUGCUUGGGCUGUCAUUUUGUAGCUGUAGUCCUCGCAUAUGUGAACUCUGGGAUCUGUAUUUCAACCAAAAAGUAUCUCAAAGCCAUGGCACUCCUUUACUAAUUUACUUCUAAUUGUCUUUUGGGUAAACCUUAUACUGCUUGAAAGGGACAGACUUGUAUUUUCCAGAUGUCAUAGUACUCCUAUAAACAUGUAUAUUGAAAUGUCUUUUGUGUACUUGUUUUCAAAGCUAAUAUUUUUGGCAUUAUAUGGACGUUUUUCCUGAACAGUUUUAUGACAAAGGUACUGCUAUUUUUGAUUCUGUAAUACUGCCACUACGAUGCUAAUAAUAAGCAUGGACUUUCUUACAAACGACUCACCUGUGCUGAGAUAGUUUUCUGCAUUUUGUAUAGUUGAUUUGCUUCAAUGUGUAGAAAAGGUGUAUAAUUAUAUGAAUAUAUUUUUGCAAAAGGCUGAAGUUGCUUGACGUUGUACUAUGAGCUGCAGAGUUUGGCCUGCUAACGUACUGCAUCACGUUCAGCCUCUCCAAAGUGGAAUGACUUCUACCGUUUGUGUAUGAUGGCGGCUGGAGAGAGGCACUGGUGUGACGUCCACCCUCAGAUACUGUAUGUGUGCCUUCCGUUGAUCUUUACUGAUACAAUAAACAAUUUUACUCUUUU